This is a messenger RNA of Thamnophis elegans (Western terrestrial garter snake), 2310 nucleotides long. RefSeq names its product negative elongation factor complex member B (gene NELFB). Bases 86 to 1822 code for a protein of 578 amino acids. Gene Ontology annotation, biological process: negative regulation of transcription elongation by RNA polymerase II. The record is from RefSeq and is a predicted model, not a curated record. Gene Ontology annotation, cellular component: NELF complex; nucleus. Lineage: Eukaryota; Metazoa; Chordata; Lepidosauria; Squamata; Natricidae. The transcript has 13 exons.
CGGCCGGUGGGGGGCGCCUUUCGCCGAAGCACCGCAGCCGUUACGGGGCGGGCGGACCCCGCGCGGGCUGCGGAGCCUCGGCAUCAUGUUCGCCGGCUUGCAAGAGCUCGGGGUGGCCAACGGGGAGGACUUGAAGGAGACGCUGACCAAUUGCAUGGAGCCCCUGAAGGCCAUCGAGCAGUUCCAGACAGAAAACGGGAUCCUGUUGCCCUCUCUUCAAUCCGCCCUCCCUUUCCUGGACCUCCAUGGCACCCCCAGGCUGGAGUUCCACCAGUCGGUGUUUGAUGAGCUGCGUGAGAAGCUCCUGGAGAGGGUCUCGGCUAUCGCCUCUGAAGGAAAGGCCGAAGAAAGGUACAAAAAGCUGGAAGAUCUCCUGGAGAAGAGCUUCCCUCUGGUAAAAAUGCCGUCCAUCCAGCCGGUGGUGAUGUGCGUCAUGAAACAUCUGCCCAAGGUUCCCGAAAAAAAGUUGAAGCUGGUGAUGGCUGACAAGGACCUGUACAAAGCCUGUGCUGUGGAAGUGAGACGCCAGAUCUGGCAAGAUAACCAGGCUCUGUUUGGAGACGAGGUCUCCCCGUUGUUGAAGCAGUACAUCUUGGAGAAGGAAAAUGCUUUGUUCAGUAACGACCUUUCAGUGCUGCAGAACUUCUUCAGCCCUUCCCCUAAGAUGAGGCGGCAGGGAGAGGUGGUGCAAAAGCUGACCCAGAUGAUCGGGAAGAACGUGAAGCUGUACGACAUGGUCCUCCAAUUCCUCCGGACUCUCUUCCUUCGCACACGGAACGUCCACUAUUGCACGUUAAGGGCGGAGCUCCUCAUGUCCCUCCAUGAUCUGGACAUCAGCGAGAUCUGCACGGUGGACCCCUGCCACAAGUUCACUUGGUGCCUGGAUGCUUGCAUUCGGGAGAAGUUCGUCGACAACAAGCGGGCGCGGGAGCUGCAGGGUUUCCUUGACGGAGUGAAGAAAGGCCAAGAGCAAGUGCUAGGGGACUUGUCGAUGAUCUUGUGCGAUCCGUUUGCCAUCAACACCUUGGCUCUGAGUACCAUCCGGAAUUUGCAGGAGCUGAUUGGCCAGGAAGUAUUACCCAGAGAAAGCCUAGAGCUCUUGUUACUUCUGAGGAUGCUGUCUCUGGGGCAAGGCGCUUGGGAUGUGAUUGACAGCCAGAUCUUCAAAGAACCCAAACUGGAAGUUGAUUUGAUCACCAAAUUUCUGCCCAUGCUGAUGGCCUUCGUGGUGGAUGACUACACCUUCACUGUGGAACAGAAGCUGCCCUCGGAAGAGAAAGGACCAGCGUCUUACCCCAGCGCCAUCCCUGAGAUGUUUCCAAAAUUUCUGCAAGAGCAGCGGAUCGCCUGUGAGAUCGGUCUUUACUAUGUGCUGCACAUCACCAAGCAAAGGAACAAGAACGCUCUGCUUCGCUUGGUCCCCUCCCUGACUGAGACCUUCAACGACCUGGCCUUUGGUGACAUUUUCCUGCACCUUUUCACCGGCAACCUCACCUUGCUGGCUGACGAAUUUGGACAAGAGGAUUUCUGUGCGGUCCUUUUCGACCGCUUCUUCCUGACUGCCUGCCCCAGGAAGGACAAUGUCCACCGGCACCUGCUGAGGAUGCUCCUUCACCUGCAUCAAAAAGUGCUCCCCGCCAAGCUGGAGUCGCUGCAGAAGGCCUUGGAACCCACCAAGCAGAGCAGCGAAGCGGUGAAAGAACUUUUCAACCAGCUGGGCGAGAAACUGGAAGUCCGCAAAGCCAGCCCCGUGCCAGAAGCUGAGGCACCACCGAUGGAUUUGACCCUGUCAACAGUAUCUUCUACCCCGGUUCCACCAUAGAUAGCACCCCCUCCCCAUAUUCCUUCGAGCCAGCCUCUUGGUGCAGAAGUUACCUGGCUGACCUUGAAGGAUGCUUCUCAGAUGCCUGCUCAAGUGUCUCAUCUCAUGGGGUGGGUGCUUCCCUAGAAGAGGGGGGGGGCUGCACAAUUAAGGGUAAGAUUGGGCGGGGUGUUUGAAGGGGAAGAUCAUUUAGGGCAAGGGUCUCCUCCAACCAUGGUGACUUUGGAAACUUUUGCGGAUUUCAACUCCCAGAAUUCCUCAGCCAGCCGUUGUUGAAGUCCACCAGUUUUCAAAUGCCCAGGGGAUUUAGGGUGUCUAGAUUAGCCCAGGAGGGGCAGGGCAGGUUUAAAUUCCAGAUGUUAUUUUUGUAAAAAAAAAAAAAAAAAAGUGUGCGUAGGAAACACACUAAAGGAAUGAUAGACGUUGGGAGUAAUUUGUUUGUGCCUUUUUUUCCCCUAGUAUCGGAAAAAUAAAGUUUCCAAGUCCUG